Messenger RNA from Scleropages formosus (Asian bonytongue), 2973 nucleotides. Its product is annotated as ZP domain-containing protein-like. The transcript has 15 exons. NCBI's taxonomy places the organism in Eukaryota, Metazoa, Chordata, Actinopteri, Osteoglossiformes, Osteoglossidae. The record is from RefSeq and is a predicted model, not a curated record. The coding region runs from base 245 to 2437 and encodes 730 amino acids.
UCACCCACCACACUGCAGCUGAUUGGCUGCUUGACUCGCCCCCUUGCCAAAGGAGCCAAUGAGAUUGCGGCACGGCCAGGCAACAUGGUCAGGUCCAUCUACCGUGUCUCAAGUCUCAAACUGGACAAUUUGCUCGUCUCAUCUUGUUAAUCAGUCAACAGCCUGGGGGAGCAAUCCACUCAAGUCUCUGCUUCUUCCAGCAUGUUGAAGAAAAUACAGUAUAAAAGCACAACCUUGUCUCCACAUGAGGGUCACAACUCUCACCAUGAUGCACAUGUCUGUCUUCCUGCUGCUGGUCUCCAGUGCCUCUGCAUCCCACUACUAUGGGGGUUUCUUGACCUUUACCCCCAAAGGACUCAACCCUGAUGGAUCUCUCACGGUGGAAAUUCUCUAUAGAGAAGCCUACCGUAUCUGCUUUCCAUAUCAAACAUGGUAUUGCUACAGUGGGAACUGUGGUAUCACCACCAGAAGUGUCACUGGUCAGAUAGCCUCCUAUUCUGGUCCCUCAUAUUCCUGGUGCCAACUGGAAACUAUUCUGAUCAAGAACGUUCCAACAGACUCACCGUUUGAGAUGCGUGAAGCAAGCUGUUGCUGGAUAUAUGCGCCAAACAAUAAUGGACAAUGGAACCUGUUUGCACAUAUUGAUCUUGGCACCCGAUCCGACACUAGGAAACCCAACUCAUCCCCAGUUACCACAAUCCCACCCUUCAUCCGGGUUCUUCAGAACUGUCCGCAAACAAUCAACAUCUUGGCACAUGACCCAGAUGGGGACCAUGUGAGAUGCAGAUAUGGAACAGUGCAAAACAUGGAGUGUGGGACUUGUUACAAUGACCCAGAUUUCUACCUGGAUGAAAAUUUGUGCACUUUGAAAUACAACAAAUCAAACAUAAUUGGACCCCAUAUUUUUGAGCUGGUCCUUGAAGAUUACCCUACACGGCCGAUUACGGUGUCUCACAUGAACGGCAUGUCACUGACAAAAUAUCCAUUCCAUACCUCCUCCAAUGGCUCCAGCUCUCCAACCACGACUGCACCUGAUCCACUCAGCAAGAUCCCUCUACAGUUUGUAGUUGUGGUGGACCAAGCAUCUCCAUCAUGUACACCUGGACAGUAUAUUCCAAAAUUUGUGUUCCCUACUCCUGGUAAUGGGGAAUCUCUCAGUGCUCCAGUGAAAAAAGAAAUGAAAUUCAUAAUUAACGCUACAGCCAUAUAUGCAAUGUUAAGUGCCAUCGUCAUCACUGGCCCUCUGAACAUGACAGAGUAUGUCACCAUGCAUGGUCAUUUUGCUGAAGCUGUUAUAAAAUGGACCCCAACAGAUGAUGACCUCGGCGAUAAUGUUCCCAUCUGCUUCACAGCUCAAAGUACAUUUGGGACCAGCACCUUUGAAUCUGAAAUGAGAUGUCUCACCGUCAUUGUUGUCCACAGCAUUGGCACAGGUACGGCCAGCGUCUUCUGCACGGAGGGGACAAUGACAGUGGAGGUAGACAAGUCCUCUGUCCCUGGACUCCAUGAGGAAAAUCUACAUCUGAAAGACCCACUGUGCACUCUGACCUCCAACAGCACCCACGUCAUUGGCAUCAUGUCCCUGAACUCCUGCGGAACAGAGGUUGAGGAGGACAACACAACCAUCACCUUCAAAAAUGAGAUUAUAUCAUUCGAGAGUGCUGAUGGCAUCAUAGCCAGGACAAAUGACGUGAGAAUCGGCUUCUCGUGCAACUACCCCAAAAGGGGCCAGUCGUAUUUCGAGUUCACCGUACACAAGAUUCCCUUUGUGUUCACGGAGAAAGGCUUUGGCACCUUCACCUACCAGUUUGAGAUCUUCCACAGCAGUCUAUUCAACAGCAUGGUGGACCCCAGCACUUACCCCGUGGAAGUAAACCUGGGGGAGAUGAUGUAUCUGCAAAUUGUAGCAACCGCCCAGCUCUCCAACACCAUACUGUUUGUGGAGAGCUGCAGGGCCACCCCAUCCGAUAACCAUAAUUACCCCAUCUUCUACAGCAUCAUUGAGAACGGGUGCAUUGUGGAUGAUACAGUUGUUAUAUAUGCAGGCAACCAGACGGUAUUCAGGUUUGGAAUGGAGGCUUUCAAAUUCAUCGGGUUGCAUGAAAGGGUCUACAUCACCUGUUCCGUCAUCCUGUGCGAAGCUGGAAAUCACACCAGGUGCUCGCAGGGUUGUGUCAAUGGCACGGCCACCCCUGCUCCCCACUACCGUCGCAGGAGAGCGGCCAUAACCGAGACCUCCAGCCACUUCAUCUCCCAGGGGCCUUUGCAGCUCAGGAGGAGUUCAGACAGUAUAGGUUCCAGUCUGACUUUGAACAUGAAUGUGGUCUUCAUUGCUGGAGCGCUCCUCGUUGCUCUUGCCACGGUGUGUGGAGCGCUGAUGUACCGGACAAAGAUGUCAGCUUUGAAAUACCAGAAACUUCCAUCCACUGAGUUUUGAGCAAUGACCAGAGUCCUACCAGGAGACACCUGAUGACUCUGACUCACUUUUGCUGAACCUCAAGAUGAAGUCAUGACCAGGGUUCAUCCUUUACAAGUGAAGGGUUGAAAUCCUAGUCUCUAAAACAUCCUUCUGCUUAAUGAAUUAAUGAUGAAAUUACACUUAAUCCGAACUUAAUCUAAAUCACCUAUUCAUUACCUGUUAAAUGAAACUUAAUUCUUGAUUUUUUUUGGGAGAUGUGAAUGUUACUGCUGUCGUUUGUGAACAUAUGGGUGUCUUUGUGGUAGCAAACAAUUAGCCAUUUGUUACGUGAGGGUGAUUCCCUUUACUUCCAUUUAGCUCAGUUGAUUUAUGACUCUGAUUCGUUUAUUUACAACUUUCACAUAUUCUUACAAUUCCAGCCUAUAUUGGAUAAAUAAAAGUUGGUCAUGUAUGACCUAAGGUCCUCUUGCAGCGAAGUAGCUCAUCUUUGGUUUAAAAUACCAGAUGAUUCUAACUACGUAUGUCUCAUUUCUUGAAAUGACAAAAUACAUACA